Trichomonas vaginalis G3 is the source of this 1425-nucleotide messenger RNA. Its product is annotated as glycosyl hydrolase. Bases 1 to 1425 code for a protein of 474 amino acids. The record is from RefSeq and is a predicted model, not a curated record. Gene Ontology annotation, biological process: carbohydrate metabolic process; peptidoglycan turnover. Gene Ontology annotation, molecular function: hydrolase activity, hydrolyzing O-glycosyl compounds. Lineage: Eukaryota; Parabasalia; Trichomonadida; Trichomonadidae. The transcript has a single exon.
AUGGGAAGGAACUUACGAAAUCAAGAGCAAAUUAGAAAUCUCACCGCAACAAUACAAAAUUAUUCAUAUAACCAAUAUAAUCUUCCUUCAUUAAUUUCGAUUGAUCAAGAAAGUGGAAGUAACAUUCGAAUGUUCAGGAAUUCAACUGUAUUCCCUUCUUCUAUGACAAUAGCAGCUACUAAUAACCUUGAAAAUGCCUAUAAAUCUUCAUAUCUCCAAGCUCUAGAGUUAAAUGAUGUUGGAAUUAACUUGAACUUUGCUCCUGUUAGUGAUGUUAACAGUAACAUACAUAAUCCUAUUGUUGGUGAUAGGUCAUUUGGUGAUAAUCCGAAUGUGGUCAGUAAAUACGUCCAAAACUACAUAAAAGGUCAUAAAAAGGCAGGAGUAUUGUGUUGCUCAAAGCAUUUUCCAGGUCAUGGAGAAACAUCUCAGGAUUCACACUAUGAAUUACCAAGAAUUAACAGAACUUUUGAAAGUUUGAAGGAAAUUGACCUUCCACCCUUCAAAGCAUCGAUCAAUUAUGGUGUGGACAUGAUUAUGUUGGGUCAUUUAAUCACCCCACUUGAUGAAACGAUGCCUUGCAGCACAAGUUCAAAAUGUAUAAAUUAUUUGAGAAAUGAACUUGGAUAUGAAGGAGUUACAAUAACAGAUAGCAUGGUUAUGAAAGCAAUUAAGCAAGAGAAAUACAAUGAAACCAUUUUAGAAGCUAUUUUAGCUGGUGCCGACUUAAUUUGCAGCUGUGGAAAGGUAUUUGAGCCAUUUCAAUAUUAUACUAUUGAUUAUUUGAUGGAAUGUGUUGAAAAAGGUCUUCUUCCUAUGAAAAGAGUUGAAGAAUCUCUCAAAAGAAUUAUUAAGCUUAAAUUGAGCUUGGAAAAGGUUGAUCAUGCAGUAGAUUACCAACAUAAUUACGAAAUAGCCCGUAAUAUUAGUGAAAAUGGAAUUACGUACUUCAAUGACGAAAAUCAAAAAUUAAUUCCACUAAAUAAUUCACAAUCGUAUAUUUGCAUAGAGUCAAACUUGUCAAAAGAGUAUAUGCUUGAAGAAUACAUAAAGGAAAGCUUUUGUACGCGAUUAUCAAAAAUUAUAAAUUUGAAGAAAUAUGUUUUCGACAAGAAAGUCAGUCAAAAUGAUAAAGACCAAAUAAACAUUUUGGCGAAAGAAAACAAGACAACAAUUUUUGUUCCUUACAAAUCAAGGUGGAAUAAAGAGCAAAUCCAAGUAAUCAAAGAGUACUACAAUGUCAACAAUAAUGUUAUCUUAGUUUCACUCUCUGAUCCAUAUGAAUUCUUGGAUUUCAAAUUUAUUCAUUCAAAAAUCAUUGGUUAUGAAUAUUCUCCUCUCAGUCUGUCUGCAUCUGUCAAUGUCAUAAUUGGUGCUAAUAAAAUUAACGCAUCAAUACCUUUCAAUGUUCCAAAUAAUUUGUAA